GCUGAGGGUCCCUAUGGAGACGACGCGCUGCCCGCCCCACCCCUCUCUCCGCUGCGCGGAGGCCUUGCUGUGGCUUUCAGUCCCGUCCCGCGAGGAGGCAGCCGCACGCCGGUCUCUCGGCCACUUCCCGGAGCUGCCCUGUGAACUGCCCUGCGGAGAGGCCCAUGGUGCAAGGAAGGCAAGGGAGGCCUCCAGCCAGCAGCCCAUGAGCAGCUGAACCUGCCAACAGUCAUGCGAAUGAGCUCCAGAUCCUUCAGAUGAGACUGGAGUCCUGGCCAACACGUGGACUGCAGACUUGUGAGACCCUGAAGUAGAGCACAGAGGAAGUCCUUGUGGGGACACAGUGCAAAGCAGGCUGUCUACAAGCCACGAAGAGAGGCCUUACCAGAAACCAGGCCGGACAGCACCUUGAUCUUGGACUUCUCGCUUCCAGAACUGUGAGAAAUAAAUGUUGUUCAGGCCACUCGGUCUGUGUAUCUGUCCCGGCACCCAGGUAGACUAAGGCCCACUCCACUAAGCUGUGACUGCUUUCCUGACCCACAGGGACUUUGAGAUAAUAAGGGUUUGUUGUUUUGAGCUGUUAAAUUGUGGGGUGAUUUGUUAUGCAGCAAUACUAAUACAUUAGCCUAAUAUUUUCCUCUGCACCCUCUUUGAAUUGUGUCCUCAUAUAGAGGCAGGUGGGUGCCCUCUUGAGCCUUUGGAUUCUUGCUUUCCAGAGAAAGAAAAAAGUCAAUAUUCCUGGCUGAUAAGGAAUCAUUCCAGUUUCUGAGUCAUUUUCCCAGCAAAGUGAAAAACAACUCUGGCUUAGAUUCACAUUUGGGUGCAAGUAGAUGAGGACAGAAUAAAUUCAAUGACUUGGGUUCAUGAACUCCUUGUGUAUAUUUGUAUGGAUUGUCUUCCAUGGAGAUACAUAUAUAUGAAUUGCUGUAAUUAUGUCUGUGUAAAUGAGCUGCUAUAAUUAUAUAGUUCCAUUAAUAUACUGGAUGUUUCUAGGCAAUCUUAAUUAAACAUCUAUUGAAAUGACCCUAUAGUUCUUAGAACUGGAAGACAGUAAUUUGCUGAGAUGUCAGCCGGGGAUUCUUCCAGGAAAACUCUGGGAAUGGAGAGCUACCACACAAGAUUCAGUGCCUGGACACCUUUCAGCAACAAGACUUUGAACAGACAACUCUUUCAGGAAAGAGUCGCUCUUAUAAGUCACUGGUUUGACCUUUGGACUAACAAGCAACGUCAAGAAUUCUUAUUCACGAUAUUUUUACACUGCACUAAAUCACAAUUAAGGUUUGUCCAAGACUGGUUUUCCGAAAGGAUGCACGUGGCCAAAGUGGAUUUCUCUACAGUGUUACCACGGUUCCUUUCUCUGCACAUCUUCUCCUUUCUGAAUCCGAAAGAUUUGUGUGUGGCUGCACAAGUCAGCUGGCCCUGGAAGUUUUUAACUGAACAGGAUUGCUUAUGGAUGCCCAAAUGCAUUAGGUUUGGGUGGUUUCUGCCCUAUGCUCCGGCGGAUAACGAGUACGGUGCCUGGAAGCACCACUACAUUGCCUGUGUGUCUAACUUAGACUGGCUGACACCCAGGGAAGCCGCUGCUGUUUAUGGGACCCUGAAUGAGCCCAAAACAGGAGACGAGGAGCUACAGGAGAGACAAAGAGAAAAGUGCCUAAGGAAAGCAAUUUGGGAGAAAAUUGCACUACGUAAGAAGGAGUUACUCAGAGUCCGACCCCCAUGGGGGAGUGGAACACGCUGCUGGAGAUUGUUAGAAUCCAGAUACCAGCCACGUCUCUCCCAGACCUCGAGGGGUCGAGUGGGAUUACAGGAAGUUGUAGAGAAACAGCUGGUCUCAGCAUCCUUGGAAGCUUUGCCCAGGCGGAGCAAUGUUUCUGGAAGCCAUUCCUACCCUUUACUAUCAAAGAAAAGUUGGCGAGGAGUUUAUAAAAAUGAUGACAGCUCUUCUCGUGCUUCCCAGCCACACGUCGUAUUAAUAUCAUCUCGGAUUCCUGCAUAUGAGGUGGUGGUGGACAGUGUCAGGGCAGGGGUCAUUUCUGUGGUUUAUGAACACAGUGGCCUAACCUUGGAGAGCCUGCUUUAUCUCGUAGAAAAAGCUCUGGAUGGGAAGAGGGCACAAAGUCUGGGGGUAUUCAGUGAUGGAAAUAGCAGAGAAAUCCAUUUACUCCAAGGCUAUGAAAUUGGUAUUAAAAAUUUAUUGAGGCCUGAGGCGAGAGACUUCUGGGAGAGAUUAGGAAGCUAUGUGGCCCCUGAGGAAGAAGGGGGUCACGUGGACCUGUUCGUACCACUCGGAGCCUCAGCGUCCACAUACAGAGGAAAGUGCCUGAGCAGCCCAGAAGCCACAGUCAGUCAAUCUGAGAAGACUCUCCCUGCUGUUCUGAACCUGGAGUGCGUGAGCAGGAACCCCGAGGCCAGGGCCUUGGGCUUGAAUCCCACUGGUGCCACGUCAGCGGUGGCCUCAGAGGCAGGAAUGGAAGUUCUCUCACAGCUGUCUCAGCUGACCGGCACGUUGUUUACCGCCCCCACUGGGAUUGCUACUGGCUCUUACCAACACAUUCUUAGUGACUGGCUGGGACGACCGUGGGAAAGAGCGCCCCCUUCCAUCUACUUCAGUGAAUCAAAGCUGCAGGUGUGGUCCAGCCUCACGGACUUCCUGGAAGACACCUUGAAAUCAGCAAGGAAACAGUUGAGUCCCCUCUUCAAGGAGUUGCAGAAAAACAUCAGCGGCAGGAUGAUAGGGCAAUUUGUAUUUGACACCAUGAAUAUGGCUAACAUUCUGAAUAACCAAGGAAUUGCACAAGCUCUGGCAGAAGGAUUGACAGAACUUUCAAAAGAAAACUCUGACAAACCUCUGGAAUUUUUGUCAUAUUUUCUGCUGAAGAAAUGUAGUAAGAAGAGCAAAGAUUUGGAAGGAAAUGUCCUGACAGAACGUGGCCCCGAGGCGGCCUCCGGUCCAUCCGCGAAGGAAAGAAAUGUCAUGGAAGACAAUCCUCAGGACAAAAAGUCGAGUCGCAGCCAAAAUGAUCCAAACUUUGAGGUGCUGGUUCAGCUGGAGAAAAAGCUCCAGGUGGACUCUGCCGAGAAGCGAACUAAAGUUGUCAGGGAGCUCUUACAGAGUGAGAGGAGGUACGUGCAGAUGCUGGAGAUGCUGAGGGACGUUUAUGUAACGCCCCUGAGAGCAGCGCUGUCAUCAAACAGAGCAAUUCUGAGUGCUGCAAACAUCCAGAUCAUUUUCUCUGAUAUUCUGCAGAUUUUAAGUCUUAACAGGCAGUUUCUAGACAACCUGAGGGACAGGCUGCGGGAAUGGGGCCCAGCUCACUGCGUGGGAGAAAUAUUCACAAAGUUUGGAAGCCAGUUGAACACAUACACGAAUUUCUUCAACAAUUACCCUGUUGUUCUGAAAACUAUUGAGAAGUGCAGAGAGAUGAUGCCAGCAUUCCGAGCUUUUCUGAAGAGACGCGACAAGACUGUGGUGACCAAGAUGCUGAGCCUUCCCGAGCUGCUUUUGUAUCCAUCCCGAAGAUUUGAGGAGUAUCUUAAUCUUCUCUACGCUCUGAGGCUUCAUACCCCUGCAGAACAUGUUGACCGUGGGGCCUUGACCACUGCGAUUGACCACAUCAAAAAAUAUAAAGAUUACAUAGAUCAGAUGAAGCAAGACAUCAAUAUGAAAGAGCAGCUGUCAGACAUACAGCGAGUCAUCUGGGGGUGCCCUCCUCUAUCAGAAGUAAACAGAUAUCUGAUUAGGGUCCAAGAUGUAGCCCAACUUCACUGUUGUGAUGAGGAAACAAGCUCCUCUUCAAGGCUCUACGAACACACCCGUGACCUCAGUCUCUUCCUCUUCAACGACGCCCUGCUGGUUUCCAAUCGGAGCACCUCUCACACUCCAUUUGAAAGGACUUCAAAAUCAACCCACCAGUUCAUUGCCUCAGUGGCCCUUCACCGGCUACUCAUAGAAGAUAUCUCAGAUACCAAAUAUAUCAAGAAUGCAUUUAUCCUUCAAGGUCCCAAAUGUGAAUGGAUUUGUGCUACGGAGGGUGAGGAUGAUAAGUUCCUAUGGCUGUCCGUCCUCCAAAAUGCAAUCAGAAGCAGUAUGGAGAAGUGAGACGGGACCUAAAGAACACUGCUGGGUGCCAACUGUCCCUCAUAGACAAUCCAAAGACAGACAACAUGUACUUUCUGUUCCAGAAGAUGCAGUAAGAAGCAGAAUGAUUAUUUGUCAUGGAUGAUGGCAGGGUGAACUUGGAUGACCCGUAAGCUUCCUCUUAUCUUUUAAACCUUAUCAUCUAUGCUCAAUUAUAUGAAAUGUACAAUAAGAAUAAUUUGAGUCCAAAAUUUUGAACCACUUGUUUUGGUAGUUAUUUUUCAUGGACAGUAUUAUUGAGUUAUCUGACUGAUGAAACGUAAGACAGAACAAGGAUAUUGUGUAUUUAAAGUUUUGUUUUAUGAUCUAAUGAAAAAUAAAACCAGACUGGAAGGUGUUUCUUAAAUGAUCAGUCUAGAGAAAUAUUUUAAGUUGUUGGUGAUUACCAAUCAUCUUUAACAUUUUCAUGAAAUAAUUAUUGAUUGAAAAAUAUUUAUAAGAAAUAUAAAUGGCAACUUACUCAAAAACUUGUCACAUAUAUCCUUAUUAUAAAUGUAUCCCUCCAGAGAACAUUAAAAAUAUACCACUACAAAGUACUAAAACAUUUUCUGCAAUUUUUAAAGUGUUCUUUGGUUGCAAAAUUAAAUUCUUAGACUUUCCAAAUAAGCAGCUUUAAAAAUUUGUGACAUUGUUAAAUUAGAAGGCUAUUGGGGAAAAAAACUUUAAAACAAAGAUAAAUGGAAACCUAGCAAAACUUGCCUGUAAUGGAGUUUAGCUGAAUAAAAAUGAAGAAAUUAGGACAAUUCUGUUUUAAAAUAGAGAAACAGCAACAGAGGUGUUGAGUUGUUUUCUGGGCCUUUAAAUCCUUCAUCUAAUUAUUUAACAAACUGAAGCCAUAACUUCUUAGCCACCUGGAAACUUUAGCUGAUGUGUGCAGCAGUGAUAAUGUAUUUACUUAGUUAAUAGAUAAAAGUUCUAUUAAUCUUGGAAGCUUUUGGUUUUUAGUUUCCUUUUUGCUUCAUGUUCUCCUUUAAAGUAAUCGAAUUUACUAACUAGUACGGUCUAGGAUUGUGAACUAGGCUAUAUUAAAGAUUUUGUUUUUUCAACAACAAAAAUAAAAAUUCUAAUUCUUAAAAA
Molecule: messenger RNA, 5218 nt
Organism: Equus quagga
Lineage: Eukaryota; Metazoa; Chordata; Mammalia; Perissodactyla; Equidae
Gene: ECT2L
Product: epithelial cell transforming 2 like
Exons: 24
Coding region: 1064-4102 (1012 amino acids)
Molecular function (GO): guanyl-nucleotide exchange factor activity; protein binding
Source: RefSeq, a predicted model, not a curated record